Messenger RNA from Cucurbita pepo subsp. pepo (vegetable marrow), 1415 nucleotides. Its product is annotated as E3 ubiquitin-protein ligase BIG BROTHER. The record is from RefSeq and is a predicted model, not a curated record. Lineage: Eukaryota; Viridiplantae; Streptophyta; Magnoliopsida; Cucurbitales; Cucurbitaceae. Gene Ontology annotation, molecular function: ubiquitin conjugating enzyme binding; ubiquitin-protein transferase activity. Gene Ontology annotation, biological process: floral organ development; negative regulation of organ growth; protein ubiquitination.
CAUUGUUCUCUGACACUUGCAAUGCAUUCUAUAUCGAUUUCUUUCAUCUCUUUUUUUAAUUGUGUUUGAUUACUGAUCUGCUCUCACUCCUCCUCGCCGAAACUGUGUAAUCUCCGCCUUGCGAGUGAGAAAUGAGAGGACGGAGGUGUGGCUCAAGGACGGGUACUUUACUGAGGAUUAGGAAUAAAUUUAUUGCAUGAAGUUUUGUCAAGAAUGUGUUUGCAGAGCUUUCAGGAAGAUUAGAGCUAUCUAAAAUGAGCUGGAACUCAAACAUCGAGGUUCACUGCAUGACUAAUGGUUAUCCGUACAGCACGGCUUCUUUUAUGGAGUACUUUGAAGGUCUCACAUAUGAUCAUGUGAAUUUCAUUUUUUCUGGUCCCUCACAUUCUCAGGAGACUGUUUGUCCAGCAACUAAUUCAAGUUAUUACAAGUUUGAGCAUGCUGAUUCUUGGAGCGCUUCUUGCUUUGAUACUCAAUCAUUUGAGGUACAAGGUCAUGAGUCCGCUAUUGAUGAACAUAGGAUGCAGCAGGAAUUCUCGACAGUCCCAGAUGAACAGAGUUUAGGAAAUAGAGCGCGGGAAGAAAAUGUGAAUCCUGAUAUGGCCAGCAAUAGCAUGGAAUGCCCUCGGAGGCAUUCAAAUUAUCACGAGUAUCAGACUAUUUGGCAAGAUAUUAUUGAUCCUGAUAACAUGACCUAUGAGGAAUUAGUAGAUUUAGGCGAGACAGUAGGAAGUCAAAGUAGAGGUCUUUCGCAAGAAUUGAUUGCAUUGCUUCCAGUAUCAAAGUUUAAGUGUUGGCUUUUCUCAAGGAAGAAAUCACGCACUGAAAGGUGUGUAAUAUGCCAAAUGAAUUACAAAUAUGGAGAUCAAAGGAUCACUCUGCCGUGCAAACACAAAUACCAUACCAGUUGCGGGAGCAAGUGGCUUAGUAUCAACAAGGCUUGCCCCAUUUGCUACACUGAGGUUUUUGGUGACAUUUCAAAACGUUAAAGAAGCUAUCAACAUCAUGAGAAAGGGAACCCAUCAAAAGGUUUGAGUCAUUCAUUUUGAAGAUACCAAUUUCGUUUGCUUUCUCAUCUUCUACUUUGUACAAUCAUCGUACGAUAAACGAAGUGCUCGACUUCUAUACAGAGGAUUGUAGAGUAAAGAAAAGAUUUCUUUUUUUCUUUUUCUUUUUUCAAUUUGGCUCAUGUUGAACCACGGCGACUUGGUUUUGCCUUCACCAAUUACAAUUAUUUCUUGUUAGUUGGAGGGCAUAACUGAGGGACAAAAGAUGGUCAAGACUCAAUCCAGUUCAUUUGCCUCAUCGUGCUCCCUUGUUGAAGCUAUGGAACUAGUCCUUUUUUGUUUUUUUGUUUUUUAAAUUAGCAAGUUGAGGUAUCGUAGCUGGUAAUUAUACAGAAAAUCAUUAUUUCA